Molecule: messenger RNA, 3692 nt
Organism: Drosophila ficusphila
Lineage: Eukaryota; Metazoa; Arthropoda; Insecta; Diptera; Drosophilidae
Product: polyadenylate-binding protein
Exons: 3
Coding region: 534-1436 (300 amino acids)
Cellular component (GO): cytoplasmic stress granule; ribonucleoprotein complex; nucleus
Molecular function (GO): mRNA 3'-UTR binding; poly(A) binding; poly(U) RNA binding
Source: RefSeq, a predicted model, not a curated record
GCGCCAUCGAUUUUGUUUCCAGCUCUAGCUCUUGCAAGUAGCGACAAUUUUUGCAAAAAUACAAUUAAAUAAUAAGGGGCACCGUCGAGGCUGCGAAACCUGGUUUUUAUACUACUGCAAUUGCUGAAGAAUCUAGUUUAGGUGCCACCCGAAAAUACCGGAAAAUUGUAACCCAAAAACAAAGGGAGAGUUAAAAAAAAAAAGCAGCGACGGCCCAAAAGUGAAAGCCCCCAGAAAAAGUACAAAAGAGCGAAAGAGCAAGAGCGAGAGCGAGAGAACAGUGAAAAGAGUCUGGACGAGAGAAAAACGAUUUUUUCAGAGAACACCGCGAUUUUUGGUAGAGUUCUGUGUGCGAGACCUGGAACAGAAGGAGAAAGCCAGCAACCGUCAAGAUUCAGGGCCACUUCUACAGCGGGUUCCAGAUCCACAGCCACGGAGGACGCAGCCACCAGGACGCAGGACGAACCGCUACCUACAGCACCGCCAGCACUACACUAGCCGCCACCACGCUCCACAAACAGCCAGCAGCCAUCAUGUUCGUCAACUCGAUGACGUUCCGCGGAAAUCCUGCGAACUACCAUCAGCAGCAACCGGCCCUCAACCACCACACGCUGGCCGCAGCGCACCACCAGCAACAGCUGCACCAUCACCUGGGUCACGUCGGUGGACAUGCGGCGAGCAAUCACCUGGCGGCCGCUGCCGUCCUCGGCCGCCAUGGCCACAACUCGCUGGGCAGCGGGCACACUUCCAGCUCCUCGCACUCCACCAACGUGGGCGUGGGAGUGAGUGGAGGAGGGCUGGCCAGCGGCUCCACCGGCGGCAGCGGUGGCAACAGCUCGCCGGACAGCGGUAAAAUCUACAUCAAGAACUUGGAACGGUCGAUCGACAACAAGGCAGUGUAUGACACGUUUUCCGUGUUCGGUAACAUCCUUAACUGCAACGUGGCCAAGGAUGAGGACGGCAACUCGCGCGGCUACGGGUUCGUUCACUUCGACACGGAGGAAGCCGCACGGGCGGCUAUUGAGAAGGUGAACGGGAUGCUGUGCAAUAACCAGAAGGUGCAUGUGGUCAAGUUCAUACCACGGCGGGACCGGGAGCAGGAGAAGGCCACGCACUUCAAGAACCUGUACGUGAAGAACCUCAGCGAGGAGUUCACCGAGCAGCACUUGCGCGAGAUGUUCGAGCCCUACGGCCGCAUCACCAGUCACAAGCUCAUGCUGGACGAGGAGGGGCGCUCCCGGCGCUUCGGUUUCGUGGCCUACGAGAAUCCACAGUCGGCGCUGGCCGCCGUAAUCGGCCUGCACGGCAAGCAGCUGGGGGACAACAAGUUUUUGUACGUGGCAAGAGCCCUUAGCAAGGCCGAGCGGCAGCAGGAGAUCAACCGCAAGCUGGAGGAGCGCAAGCGCCAAAAGGCCGGCCAGAUAUUCUACUACUAAGACGGCGACGGUGGCAGCUGAUCCAAGGACAUCGCUAGGAGCUGACUCGGACCCCAGACACACAAUAUACACCCAUAUUUAAACCUAUAUAGAUAUUUACGAGAAAUUGUAUCGAGCAGCUAAGCGAGCAUUCAGGCAGCAGGUGGCAGGUGGCGGGAUGCAACUCCUGCACAUUUACAUUUAGACGUAGGCAAAAAGUGUUGCAACACAGUUGAAAUUUAUAGACACACAAGAACAGAACACGAACUCUUAAUCGAAAGGAUUUUCUAGGCAUCAGGACAAACCGUUUCUUAGCACUCACUAGCGUUUUUUUGGAAUUAGAUGUUUGUCUUUACUGUUGAAUUUAGUGAGCAGAGGCUUCGCUGUCAGCUUCUCCCCUAAAAUAUACAUUGCCCACAUUCACACUGGCCCGUUGGCAUUAAGCCGAGCCUGGGCAACAUAUGAAUAUUUACACAUACCUAUUAUAUAUUUAAACGAAACUAAAGCAACAAAAAGAUAAAAAAAAAAACAAAAAAGGAAAAAAUGUAAUCCCUAUUAACAAUUGCAGCACUCACUCUACGUAUAUACAUAAACAUAUAUAUUUACACGCUGUAGUUAAAAAGCGUUUAUAAUACUCACACACUCUAAGCUCUAACUAAAAAAAAACUUUUGACGAGAAAUCAAGUGCAACCAUUGCGAAAGCGAACCCCACACGUAAUUUAUAUUGUAGACGCAAAUGCGACAGAAAUAAUAGAUCGGAGCUGAACGAAAAGUGGAUUAGCAGGAGGGCCCAGCGCCGACAGUACAUGAGUAUUAAAAUUUUAGCAAUUACAAGACAUUUUUGUAAUUAACUGUACAUUGUUUCAAGUAGCAAAAACGAAAAUGAAACCACAAAACAGGACCGCAACAAAACAAAAAAGGUAAACCUAAAUGAAUGUAACCGAUUCAAGAAGUGUACACAAUGCAAUGUUUAAAAUCUUUUAGAUUAUUAUUACGGAUACAAGGCACGAAACAAAUAAAUCCCCGAAUGAGGAAAAUACUUUACUAGCAGGCAUGUAAACAAGUUCGGCCCACGGCAAAUUUAACCGAAACGAAAGCAAAUACAUACAUACAUAAUUUAAGAUUAUUGAGCUUAAUUUUUAAAAUGUUUCCAAGAAAAGAAAACGAGAGUAACGAGAAAAACAAAAAUAAGAAAACAAAACAAUGCUAAACUCACUCAAAAUUUGUAAGAUUCAAGUUUUGCUGCGUCUAGACAUUCACACAAUGUAUAGUUAAAACAGUACCACAAAAGAACAAAAACGAAAUUACAUAAAAAUAGUUAUAAAUGAUGGCAAUAUUUAGGAAGGCAUAAUUAAUGUAACCCCUCAUUUGACAAUAUUUAUUUUGCAUUACAUUUCAUUUUGGGCUUAGGUUGCCCGCUCCCUUCGAUCCAAUGUUUUGAAGUUGGGGGCGAGCGAUAUUACGAAUCUAGUUUUCAGGACAAAAGUAGGAUUAGGCCUUCACACUCUAACUCACACAGAACAUAUGCAAUAUGAAUUUACAAGACAAACAAAAGAAAAUUAUGCAAUUGAAUAAUAUUUACACAAAUGUACAAAACAAAAAAAAAGAAAAUGAAAUUUAUUUUCCUUUGCCAAGCAAAUGCGACAUACUUCUUAUUAUUAUUACAAAUUAUAAUUGUAAUUGAAACUUAAUUUUUUUGGUAAUUGCUUUUGCAGAAUUUACCUAAAAACAAAAUAAACGACAAACAAAAUGAAAAAACCCAAAGGAGAACCAUUUUAUAGUGCUAAAUUUUUAGAGAGUACAAGAAAUGUUAAUUCAGUCUUACAAAAUUAAUUGAUAAAACAACACAGAGCGAAUCCCAUUCCAAAUACGCAACACCACACAAUUUUUCUCAAUUUUGCACAUUUGCUUAAUGAGACAUUACAACACCUGCAUUCGAUUCUACUCACGAGAACCUAGUUUUUAUUUAAACUUUUGCUUGGACUGGGGUGUGUGUGCCCCCAUCGAAUGUCCCAUUUUAACGAAUAGCAAACCCACACAAGAAGCACAGAUAAUAUCGACACAGAUGGCGUAUAAUAUAUGCAUUAUAUAUGUAACUCCAUUGAAACGAAAAUCCUAAUUAUAACAUAUUACAAAUACCUACUUAUUAAAAACCUAAAAACAAGCGAAAUGAACAAGAAAUGGAAAAACAUUUAAUGAUUUAAAUCAAGAUGCAUUGAGCAGAAACAUGUGAAACUUGAAUAAAAAUGCUUUUGCAAAAAGUGUUUGAAAUUGCGA